AUGGGUAAUUCACAUUCAUCUAGUAAAUCAUUUCGUAGAAAACUCACAAAGAAAAAAUCUUUACAAAAGUUGAUCAACUCAGAAUCUUUAAAGCAACAGCCAAUAUAUGAUCCAUCUAAAUUUCAUUUACCAAAGAAUGAUAAAGAUAUUGAUAGAAUGCAUGAGCAGCACUUUUUAUUCAAACAUAUUUGGGGAGGCAAUUUUUCGUCACCGAUUGAGCGAACAUUGCAUAAAGGAGCAAUGGUAUUAGAUGUUGGCUGUGGUCCAGGAACUUGGCUUCUGGAAAUGAGUACAACUUAUCCACAAUCACAAUUUUAUGGCAUAGAUAUUGAACAAAUAUUUCCAAAAGAAAUAAAACCAGGAAAUUUAGAAUUCAUUCAAUCUGAUAUUACAAAUGGUAUUAAAUUCGAUAAUGAUCACUUUGACUUUGUAAGAAUGAGUCUUUUGGCUGCAUUUCUUCAAGAAGAUAAAUGGAUUCAUGUGUUAGGAGAAUUAAUACGAGUGUUAAAACCUGGUGGAUAUAUCGAGAUCAUAGAACAUGAAUUACAAUAUAGUAUCGGUUCUUGUUUCUCUAUGCUAAUCACACCUUUGUUAAAUUUCAUAAGAUCGACGGGUGCUAACGUUCAAAUAAUGCAAAAAAUCGAUUCAUUACUUACAACAACAACAACAUCAUCGAAUCAUCAUGUCUCACCAUCUUCUCGAACAGCUUUUUCCACCUCACACCCAACUAAUAUGUUGACUAAUAACUCAUCCCAUCAAGUAAAUCUAAGUCUAAGCAACACGUUAUCAAGGUUAACAAAUACUCAUUCAGAUACACGAACAGUUAUAAUAGGUAGUGUACAUGGUGGUCAAACCGGCAAAGUAUUCGAAGAAAUUUUAACAUCAUAUUUUGAGAAUACGGUUGUUGAACUUCUACCUUGGUACAUGGAAAUUAGUCAAGAAAAAUAUUUAGAAUUAUGGAAAUCAUGUCAAAAGGAAUUUAAGAAUCGUGCGAGCUCUACAAAACUAUUCAAAUUUUGGGGAAUGAAAAUUCCACAAUAA
Molecule: messenger RNA, 1041 nt
Organism: Dentiscutata erythropus
Lineage: Eukaryota; Fungi; Glomeromycota; Glomeromycetes; Diversisporales; Gigasporaceae
Source: the annotation of a GenBank genome assembly